AUGAGCAGCACCUUCAACGAUCAGACACGGGGGACAGAUGUGACGAAGAUGUUCCCCGAUCGGGUGAAACAGAAAACAUUCCUUAUAGCAGGCCUCAAAAGAGGAGACCUAGCGGCAACAACAGCAGACGCCCUCGCACACGGCGGAGCAGGAACUAUAAUAUACACCGGCCGCUCCCAGCCCGAAGUCCAACCCGUCAUCGACCACAUCAACCGGAAGCACAAAAAUGUCAAGAUGAUUUUUGUCACAGCGGACUCCAGUAGCCUGGCUUCGUUUCGUGAUGCAGCGCAUGCUAUUAAAAACCUGGAAGUAGGCAUUGACGCGUUCAUUGGGUUUCCAGAGGUCAUGGCUGUACCGUGGGAGCUAACGGAGGAUGGGAUCGAGUCACAUUUUCAGAGGAAUUACCUGUGUUAUUUCCUGCUGUUGAAUUUGCUAUGCGAUGUCAUGUUGCCAAGAUCGAGGGUAGUGUUGGUUACGUCCAGUAUGCGGACGGAGGCGCCUGCGCCUACAUGGGACGACAUCGGAUUUUCGGAUGGAGAGAACUACCACUGCCUUGAUGGGUAUGCGCAAUCAAUGCUUGCGAUCAUCUUGUUUGUCAAGUCCCUUGCGAAGAAGUAUAGUGGUCGAUCCAUCACUGCGUUUUCCGCGAAUCCAGGAAAUACCAAAACCAACGUCCAGACAUUCGUCGCUUGGGAAGAUAUCAACUCUUGGUUGCAGCGAAAGAAAGAAGGCAUGUUCGACAAGUCUCGAUGUCAGUACCUAUGUGACCGAUCUGACACAAUAUCUCUUGAUCAUCCAGCGAGCGAAGAUCUCUCGGUGCUUCUACAGCAAGCGCCGAAAUCCUUUGCUCAGGGCAGUGCCACGGUCUUGCGCGGAUUGCUUGAUCCGGAGCUCGAAUCCCAAUCUGGAGCGUUUCUCGAUCAUUGCCAGACACCCAAGUUACCGCAUCUUGACUUCCCGGCGGGCGAAGAAAGUGCAGAGGCUCUCUGGAGGCGAAGCCAAGAGUUAAUCGAGACAUUUCUUUCCUGA
This is a messenger RNA of Penicillium paradoxum, 1029 nucleotides long. RefSeq names its product putative oxidoreductase, short-chain dehydrogenase/reductase family. NCBI's taxonomy places the organism in Eukaryota, Fungi, Ascomycota, Eurotiomycetes, Eurotiales, Aspergillaceae. The record is from RefSeq and is a predicted model, not a curated record. Bases 1 to 1029 code for a protein of 342 amino acids. The transcript is spliced from 5 exons.